CAAUUUCCACACCAUCCAACAAAGCAACAGAAAUUUGGAAACAAUUACUCAAACGCUCUUUUCUUUCACCAAGAUCAAUAGAAUGUCGCUGAUUCCGAGCUUCUUCGGUGGCCGACGAAGCAACGUCUUCGACCCAUUCUCCCUCGAAAUCUGGGACCCCUUCUACGACUUCCCAUUCUCUAACGCCGCUGUCUCUUCACCGGAGGUUUCCGGCGAGGCGGCGCGGUUCGCCAGCGCGAGGAUCGACUGGAAGGAGACGCCGGAGGCGCACGUUUUCACGGCGGACCUUCCCGGGCUGAAGAAAGAGGAGGUGAAGGUGGAGGUGGAGGGAGGGAGAGUGCUGCAGAUCAGUGGAGAGAGGAGUAGGGAGCAGGAGGAGAAGACGGACACGUGGCACCGGAUGGAGAGGAGCUCCGGGAGGUUUCUCCGGCGGUUCAGGCUGCCGGAGAAUGUGAAGAUGGAUGGGAUAAAGGCUAGCAUGGAGAAUGGGGUGUUGAGUGUGAGGGUGCCCAAGGAGGAGGCCAAGAAGGCUGAUGUUAAGGCUAUCGACAUUUCUGGUUAAUUAAUUAAUGUUUAAUUAAUUAAUGUUUAUGUAGUUAUAUGUGUGUGUCUUAUCAUUAUUACGGAGUAUUAUUUUUUUCUGUGUGUUCAUGUCAAUUAGACAAUACUGUAUUAUUAUGUAUGAUGGAUUAAAAUUGUAAUUUCAGUUAAUGUUUUAAAUUAAAUAAACAGGAAAAAAAAUUUUUCCAAAA
Ipomoea triloba (trilobed morning glory) is the source of this 752-nucleotide messenger RNA. RefSeq names its product 17.3 kDa class I heat shock protein-like. Lineage: Eukaryota; Viridiplantae; Streptophyta; Magnoliopsida; Solanales; Convolvulaceae. Bases 83 to 562 code for a protein of 159 amino acids. The record is from RefSeq and is a predicted model, not a curated record. Gene Ontology annotation, biological process: response to salt stress; protein complex oligomerization; protein folding. The transcript has a single exon.